Molecule: messenger RNA, 690 nt
Organism: Anoplophora glabripennis (Asian longhorned beetle)
Lineage: Eukaryota; Metazoa; Arthropoda; Insecta; Coleoptera; Cerambycidae
Product: larval cuticle protein A3A-like
Exons: 4
Coding region: 41-685 (214 amino acids)
Cellular component (GO): extracellular matrix
Source: RefSeq, a predicted model, not a curated record
CGAAGUAGUCGUAGUUGGUACUGACCACGUAUCCCGUAAGAUGUUUCUCAAGAUAACCACUUUGACGGCGUUCGCUGCCAUUGCCCGGGCAGGAAUUUUACAACCAGCAGCUGUCGUAGCUCCUAUAACUGCUGCUGUCGUAGACAACGACUACGACCCUAACCCACAGUACGCCUACGGGUACGACGUUCACGAUGCUUUAACGGGAGACAGCAAGAGUCAAGUCGAAAGCCGCAACGGAGACGUUGUUCACGGUUCUUAUUCUCUAAAUGAUCCUGAUGGCACCCGUCGUACCGUUGACUACUCUGCCGACCCGAUCAACGGAUUCAACGCCGUCGUCCGAAAAACUCCCCAGGUACCAAAUCAUGCCGUCUUGGUGGCCAACGUAGCACCCGUUGCUCAUUUGGUAGCUGCUGAGGCAACCAAAUCCAGUAAGGCCGUACCUGAGUUCACCCCUGUUGCUUCUAUAUCGCCUGAAGGAGCUUCGAUUUCUUCCUUAGUGCACACCUCCAGCAGCGUGGUUCAUAACAGCGCUCCUGUCGUUGCACACUUGAUAGCUCCCAUUGGAAUUUCAUCGUUCACUUCACCCCUUGUCUCUUUGUCAUACUCUGCAGGAACUUAUGGUUAUGGAAGACCAACCCUAUAUUCAAGUCUGCAACAUUACAAAGCUGCUCAUUAUUUGUAGAUGGU